AGAUUAUAUCAACGAUAGCCUCUGACAGAGAUCAUUCAUCUUGAGUGCCGUCUGAGCCAGGAAUCGUGCGCACCCUAUGUCAAAUAGGUGCACACUCGUUCUCCUUCAGGUGAAUCUCUUUCUGAUGGCGACAGGGUAUUCGCUUCUUCUUCGUGAUGAGCCUUAAAGCCUUGAUAUCCGUUUUUUUUUGGUGAGUGUAAAUUUGCUUGAUUCUUGCACUGAAACCAGCAGUGUGUGUGUGUGUGUGUGUGUGUUGGGUGUUUGAGAGUGAGCGGUUGAACCAGAAUCGUAGAGCUUGUUCUCACUUGCAGAACUGACCAGCCUCAACAUGCUGCUCAAACAAGCCAGGUCCGGGAUGUAUAUUCCCACUUUUACACUAACACAUGCAUUUUGAAAUCAAGCAGGAUUUUAGAGGUGACUGACUUUUGGCAUAAAUGCGAUAAUGUACAGUGCACAGUAUUGUAUUGCAGAGCAGAAAUCGUCUUCAGAGGCUCGAUGGAAGCUCGGCAUGAUGGCGUGCUUGGUAGCCACUGUUUUGGCCCUGCUCCUGAAUUAUCUAGUAUCAUCUGAAGGUGCUCUGUCUCCUCCACUCAACCUGAGUGUGGAGUUGCUGGACUUCAAGGCUUUGGCUCGCUGGCUUCCUGGACGAGGGAACCCAAAAGGAACCAGAUACUCCCUCGAGUUUAUAGACAUUGGCCAUUUCUCAGUGUCACCAUGGUAUCAAGCCAGAGACUGCACGAAUAUCACCUCGACCAAAUGCUACCUGUUCCUCAACCAGAGAAUUCUGACAGAGCAUUUUGUGAGAGUCGCAGCAGAAUGGAAGGAAGAGCAGUCAGAAUGGACGUGCCUGCCACGUAGCUUUCAGCCAUAUGAACACACUAUCCUGAGUGCUCCAAAUUUGACCGUGUCUGUUGAACAACAUUCCAUAUGGAUUUCUCUCAGCCAUCCAGUCCAGUCACUGACAGACGUGCGGAUGAGAUUUUCUGUUGACCUUUAUGAAAUGACCUCUAACAACACAGCAAAGCAUAUUGCACAGAAUAUAACUACAAAGUCAUCCCGCUUUAUAAAUCUGCCAUCUGGGAACUACUGCAUCAAUGCUUCUGCUUUCCUUACAGCGAGGUCCAAAUGCAGCAACAAUGCCACCAUGUGUGUUUUUUUGCAUCAAGAUCACAAAGAAGGAAAAGUAUGGGUGGUAAAUGUGGGUGUCCUUCUACUGCUGUCCAUUCCUGCUGUGAUUGGUUUGAUUAUUAUGUACUGCUACGUGAAGCCAUAUGGCAACAGCUACAUUCCCAAAGUUCUGCAUAUUAGGACCAUUCCAGUUCCUUCUAUAACACUGAACUCUGAGGAACUUCCACUUUCCCGGAUUUGCACAGAUGACUGCAAGGCUGCGCAUGAGGAAGUGGAUGAGAACUCAUCUCAGGGCUACUAUGGGGGAGUCACAAGAAAAGUGGUUAGACGUGGGUCUGUCGAAAAGAUAGAGGAUAGUCUCCUUUCCCAAAUCGUGGACGAGGCAGAUCAGAACGUGCCUCCAGUCCCUGAUUUGUAUAGCACAGCGGCGAAGAUGGAGGAGACCAGUGAAUGUCUAACACAGACGGGAUGUCAUGCUUAUGGCUUGACACCAAGAACCUCAUUCUCAGACAUAAGUCUACCAAGUGCCGCGUAUGGGCAAAAUACGGAGAUCGAAAAUACUUUAGACUCUGAACUAGACAUGUUUGAUGAAGAAAACUCCAGGUCCUCUUAUUAUCCUGAGCAAAAUGACUCAUCUGAAGGAGAGACAGACAGUCCGGAUCCUGAUUUCGAUUUCGGAAGCAACUAUGAGCCCAGACCUGACCCACGCUGGAUGUCCAAUGUAGGUCACAACGUUGAACAAUGAAGUGUACAAUAUUCAAAACUCAUACAUGGUGCUUUUUUGUGCUCAUCUUCACAACCCAGCUAAAGUAUGCAGCUUUGGGUGGAAUACUGGGGUGGUUGAAUACAACAUUUGGACAACCACAACAAUAACAACAACACUGAAAGUGAAACAAUUUGGACUUGACAAAUUAACUGUCACGUUUGUUUUAUAGAUGUUUGGCAACUUUUAAUUAAUGGUGUACAGAACUAUCCGGGCCACAGGCGUGUAGUUAAUGAGUGUAAUAAAUUAUGCACGUCAUAACAAAAGUGCAUAUUUCAUUCAUGUCGAAGUGAUUUAAGGCCAACAUAUCGUACGAAAGUAGCUUUUUGUGAGCAAUUUGUGAGUGCAAAGGUAUGCACAAAAGCUACAUGAGUAAUAGCUCCCCCUUGUGGAGCAUUUUCAGCCUGCUAAACAUUAGCGAAAGUGCGUGUGAAUGAAUUCCAAACUAUAUACAUUAUGUGCUUUAAAAAAAAAAAAAAGUUAGAACAUCUAUAAUGAAGACAGGUCUGAUGUUAUUAUGAAGGAAUGUGAACACUUUAGUAAAAGCUA
Pangasianodon hypophthalmus (striped catfish) is the source of this 2440-nucleotide messenger RNA. It is a transcript of the gene crfb12, whose product is annotated as cytokine receptor family member B12. The record is from RefSeq and is a predicted model, not a curated record. Bases 443 to 1873 code for a protein of 476 amino acids. NCBI's taxonomy places the organism in Eukaryota, Metazoa, Chordata, Actinopteri, Siluriformes, Pangasiidae. Gene Ontology annotation, molecular function: protein binding. The transcript is spliced from 7 exons.